Hibiscus syriacus is the source of this 1551-nucleotide messenger RNA. Its product is annotated as protein CLT1, chloroplastic-like. Lineage: Eukaryota; Viridiplantae; Streptophyta; Magnoliopsida; Malvales; Malvaceae. The transcript is spliced from 10 exons. Bases 75 to 1424 code for a protein of 449 amino acids. The record is from RefSeq and is a predicted model, not a curated record.
AAUUAAUCUUUAUCGUGUAGUAAUAUAUUUUCCUUUCACAUUUAAUUUAUUGUUUUACUUGAAAAUCAGUCGACAUGGCUUUGUAUUUUCGGCGUUUAACGGCCGGUCCAACGAUACCCGACGUUCCGGCUCAAUGUCAGAAGUUUAAACCGACCGUCGAGGUUCCUGCCUUCCCUCUGCCGCCUUACAAUGACAAUUACCUGCCACUAGGAAUCGCUCUGAGGUCGAGAAAGUAUUGGAGAGUGGAGGCGGUAGGGCCGGUAGGAAGACCGGAGGGCGGAGAUGGCGCGAAGAAGGCGGGAGUGGGACAAGGGCCAGGCGCGUGCUCGUAUUCAUUGGGGGAUCGAAGGGUGGGAGAUCGGACGACGGAGAUAGAGAGGAAUAGGAAGGUGGAGGUGGUGAUUGCAGCGGGGGUGACGGUGGUGUUGGGAGUAGUGAAUCGAGUGCUAUAUAAGCUGGCUUUGGUACCUCUCAAGCAUUACCCAUUUUUUCUGGCUCAGCUCGCCACAUUCGGGUAUGUACUUGUAUACUUUUCUAUAUUGUAUCUCCGAUAUCAUGCUGGUAUAGUUACAGACGAGAUGCUUUCCGUGCCAAAAGCUCCAUUGCUUGCUGUUGGCCUUUUGGAGGCUCUUGCCGCUGCGACUGGAAUGGCAGCUGGAGCAAUUCUAUCUGGGGCUUCUAUUCCAAUUUUAUCUCAGACAUCUCUUGUGUGGCAAAUUUUCAUGUCCAUGAUCUUUCUUGGGAGGAGAUAUAGAGUAAAUCAACUACUUGGAUGCUUUCUCGUAGCUGUUGGUGUAAUUAUAACCGUAGCAAGUGGGUCCAGCAGUGGUUAUUCAUUGAAGGAAGCUAGCAUAUUUUGGAGUUUAUUGAUGAUAUUUUCGUUUUUAUUGCAAGCAGCUGAUACUGUUCUGAAGGAAGUAAUCUUUUUGGAUGCUGCAAAGCGAUUAAAGUGUGGUUCAGUAGAUCUAUUUGUUGUAAAUUCCUAUGGAUCUGCAUUUCAAGCACUGUUCAUUUUCCUACUUCUACCCUUUUUAUCAAAACUUUGGGGCAUCCCAUUUAGCCAGCUUCCAAACUAUCUUAAAGAUGGUGCAGCUUGCUUCUUGAACAUCAGUGGCACUUUAUCCAGUGUAGGAUGUGAUGGUGCACCACUACUUCCCUUGCUAUUUGUUAUUGUCAACAUGGGUUUCAACAUAUCAUUGCUACAUCUUCUCAAAAUCUCUUCUGGUGUGGUUUCUUCACUUGCAUCCACUUUUUCUGUGCCUAUUUCAGUCUAUGUGUUCACAUUGCCGCUGCCGUAUCUCGGUGUAGCGUCAUCGCUUCCAACUGGUUUUGUAGCAGGAGCAAUCAUCCUGGUCUUGGGGUUGCUUAUUUAUGCCUGGUCACCGUCUGGUUCAACCACGGUGUUGCCCUCACCCUCUAGAUAGAAUGUGAUAAUUUACCCAUCGUUUAUCACCAAUUGCCAUUUCUUCAAGAACAAAAUGAAAUCAAUAACAUGGUAUCAUAUUAAGUAAAAGCAGAGCAAGGGUGGCCCUGCAAUUGAGUGCAUUAGGG